UGAGCCUGUUCAGUUGCUUCACGAACCAGCUCGGUUCUACGUGUACUUUGUUUUGAUAUUACAGUAAAAUCUAUAUUGCAUUGGACUCUAUUCGACUCAAGUGUUUUACUGAAGAAGAAUCUGAAGCUGAAGGUUGUUCUCCCAAACACUCUACGUACUUUACUCAACGUGGAUAACUGGACUAAAAUGAAGAAACUGAUGCAAUAUCUGCACAGUAGUGGGUUAUAUAAGAAAAUAUAAAAUGACUAUCUAAAGGGAAUUAAUUACAGACACUAGAGGCAGUCUUCCGAAUCCAAAGAAGAAGACUGACAGUACGCAGAAGCCGGUAUACUUCUACUUCCGGGUUAGUGGAUGUAAACAGAAGGACGUUACGCCUCUGGAGACAGCAGUGGAAAACAUGACCAAACUGGAGCUGUUGAACGUGUUUCUGAACGACAGGCUGACAGCGGCCGCCGAAGAGAUUUUCCGCGCCGUCAAAGACACGGUGUUGGAGUAUCAGAGCGAAAUCCUGCGUUCCAAAGAGGAGAACGAGCGGCUCAAACGGCUCCUCAAUGUAGCCGUCCAACGGCUCCUACUGCAGCCAGACCCUCACACUGUCCAGCCCCUAGAAGAUGGUCAGCCCUGUGAGUCUGAGUGGAGAAACAGUGUGGAGCUGCUGCCACAAAUUAAAGAAGAACCAAAACUCAGAAACAUUCAAACAGAUUGCUCACAAGAAGCAAGAGACUCAGAGGAAGGAAACUGUAGUCAUAUUGAGACACUACAGAGGUCACAUCCUCCACCAGCCCAGACUGUGUGUAGCAGACAAAGUGUCUCCCCACCUUCUCUAACAUCCCAGGAGAUUAAGGCAGAGAGUGACAGGGAGGACAGCAGGAAACAGCAGCCGGCCAACAACUCACCAUCCUGCAUGACUGUUCAUUCAAACUGCAGAGCGGCUCAGAGCGAUUCUUGCGCCAGCACUACCAAGAGUCACAGGAAUCACAAAACAGACCAGCAGGUGAAAGGGUUACUUCGCUCAAAUGGAAAACAGAGCGCACACAUACUUCAGAUCAAGAACGUGAGAUCCCUGAAGCUGCCUCCGCCUCGCUCCUCUCACCCGAGCCAGAGCAUCCAGAGGUGGCACAGCUGUAAAGAGUGUGGGAAGGGCUUCAGCUUUGCCUGCCAGCUGGAGGUCCACAUGCGCUGGCACACCAAGGAGAAGCCGUACAGCUGUGCGGUGUGCCGAAAGAGCUUCACCACGGUCAGCAUGCUGAAGAGGCACCACCGCAUCCACACAGGGGAAAAGCCCUUCCGCUGCCAUGUCUGCGGGAAAUGCUUCAACCAGUCAGCGCACCUCAACACCCACUUCAGGCUCCACACCAGAGAGAGGGCCAGCUGGAGCAGAGCACCAUACUCCAAGUGAACAAAGACUCGCAACAGGAACCUAACCUGACUAUCUGUAAGCUUUGAAAUGCUUUAACUGGCCAAAUUUCAGGCUCAGUGUACAAUAAUGAUGUUUGACUGUGUGUCUUGUCUGUUGUGCAAUAAAGUGUGGUACAUGAAGA
Molecule: messenger RNA, 1541 nt
Organism: Siniperca chuatsi (mandarin fish)
Lineage: Eukaryota; Metazoa; Chordata; Actinopteri; Centrarchiformes; Sinipercidae
Product: zinc finger protein 112-like
Exons: 2
Coding region: 398-1399 (333 amino acids)
Biological process (GO): regulation of transcription by RNA polymerase II
Molecular function (GO): DNA-binding transcription factor activity; RNA polymerase II cis-regulatory region sequence-specific DNA binding
Source: RefSeq, a predicted model, not a curated record